Molecule: messenger RNA, 1179 nt
Organism: Enterobius vermicularis (human pinworm)
Lineage: Eukaryota; Metazoa; Nematoda; Chromadorea; Rhabditida; Oxyuridae
Source: the annotation of a GenBank genome assembly
AUGGAGCUAGAUCAUGAGACUAUGGGACUUGUGAUAGCGCGAGAAGAGCUUCAGAACAAACACAAGCCGCCCUCAAAAAAAGACCCGUUUGCCACCGAAGUUGCUCGUGGAGAAGCUAUAAAGAGAGAGAUUGAAAGGAGCAUUAUUGCAUUUCGCAUCAUUACUAAUAAAGCUAUAAAUAAUUCUCCACAACCUGGCGAAGAACUUGCAUGGCUCACUGAAGCCCUAGCUUUGUUUAGUAUCCAGUUACCGCGCAUGCCAAGAGAGUAUAUUGCUCGCCUUGUUUUUGAUGUGAAACACAAAAUUUUGGUUCUUGUUAAAAGAGAUCGCGUAAUUGGGGGUAUUUGCUUUCGCCCAUUUCCUGCUCAAGGUUUUAGUGAAAUAGCAUUCUGUGCAGUAACUGCCAGCGAGCAGGUGAAAGGUUAUGGUUCAUGCUUAAUGAAUUAUCUGAAGGACUAUCAUGUUGGGACUUAUAGAGUGUACCACUUUUUGACUUAUGCAGACGAAUUUGCCAUAGGGUACUUUAAAAAGCAGGGCUUUUCUAAGAAUAUUUCCCUACCUUUGGAAAGCUACCAUGGUUUCAUUAAGGACUACGAGGGAGCGACGCUGAUGGAAUGCCAACUUCAUCCUAAAAUUAUAUAUUCUGAUUUCCAUAUGACAGCAAAGAAACUGAAUGAUUUGUAUAAAAGUGUCAAAGAAAUGAAUCGAAAGAAGGGCGGUCGCGAGUACAAGGGUAUUGAAGAAUUAUUUCAAAAAUUUGAUGGGAAGGUUCUGUCGCCAUCAGACGUUCCUGGUUUGGAAAAAGCUGAAAGUAUACCUCUAGCAGAUAAAAACGUUGUGAGGAAAGUAAAAUCUAUUCUCGAAUCUAUCAAAAAAGAAAGGAAAACCUUUUGGCCUUUUCUGGAACCGGUUAACCCAAAAGAAGUGCCGCUUUAUUACGAUUACAUCAGGUUCCCAAUUGAUGUCAAGACCAUGAACGAGCGUUUGAAAACUGGUUACUAUAAACACGAGCGUUUAUUCAUCGCUGACCUUCGUCGUAUGCUUAACAACUGUUAUAAAUUCAACGCUCCGGAAAGCUAUUAUUAUAACGCUGCUUGUGAAUUGGCAAAAUUUCUGAGAAAUCUGGUUUUAAAGAAAUUUCCAGACUCUGAUUUGUUACCGGAAUUGCCAUCUACUUGA